Molecule: messenger RNA, 525 nt
Organism: Rotaria sp. Silwood1
Lineage: Eukaryota; Metazoa; Rotifera; Eurotatoria; Philodinida; Philodinidae
Source: the annotation of a GenBank genome assembly
AUGUCUUUACUCAUAAAAGCUUCACAAAUUAACGAAGAAGAAAUUCAACAUUGGCAUGCGGACUUUCUUCAAAAUUGUCCAUCAGGUCAAUUAGAUAAGAAAUCAUUCGUUGAAUAUUACAAAAAAUUGCGUCCACGAGAAGAAACAAAUAAAUCAAUCGAAGCUAUUUUUGAUAUGAUUGACAUCAACAAUGAUGGUACAGUUGAUUUUAAUGAAUUUUUGAUUGUUAUAGCUUUGAUUGAUGAUUUAAAUGAUUUGGGAUCACGUCUUUCAUUUGUAUUUGAUAUAUGGGAUGAAUCAGAAGAUGGACAUAUUGAUCAAAAAGAAAUGGAAAAUAUGAUAACAGCCAUUUAUGAUCGUGCUGGUAUUACUGAUCGAAAAGGUGAUCAACAUCCAAAAAAACGUGCAAAAGAAAUCAUUGGUAAACUUGAUAUUAGUGGUGAUAAAAAAUUGAGUAAAGAAGAAUUUAUUAUUGGAUGUAAAAAUGAUCCAAUUAUUCGUAAUUUAUUUGCUCCUAUUAAAUAA